This is a messenger RNA of Naegleria fowleri, 4542 nucleotides long. RefSeq lists its product as uncharacterized. Gene Ontology annotation, molecular function: guanylate cyclase activity; peptide receptor activity. Gene Ontology annotation, biological process: cGMP biosynthetic process; receptor guanylyl cyclase signaling pathway; intracellular signal transduction. Lineage: Eukaryota; Heterolobosea; Eutetramitea; Acrasida; Naegleriidae. The transcript is spliced from 8 exons. Bases 1 to 4542 code for a protein of 1513 amino acids. The record is from RefSeq and is a predicted model, not a curated record.
AUGUUGGGUGCCUUGGCAAAUAACCACAACAACCACAAUGGCCUCAAUCAUGAGAAUCCUGGUAGCUCUACGAUUAUGAAUAAUUAUAAUCAUACUACUGUUGUAACAACUACAACUAGUAAUAUGCCAGCGUCUUCCUCCCUAGAAGUACCCUCCACACGACAACUAAGGCCAGAUAUCACCCGCAAUCGAUCCAACCGAAGUUUUACGUACGGUCCAACAACAACGGCAAUGGAGGAUGAUGUUCAAAGUAGUAUGGAUGCGAUCUCAGUGGCCUUACCACAAGCUACAAAUCCACAACUUGAUUCAGGUGCAAGUGAGCCUUUUCAAAUUGGAUCACAGCCUCCCUUUAUACCAUCAGCGCCUUCUGUAGCACAACAAAGUGUUGCUAACUCAUCAAGCACACUUCGGGGAGGGUUGAAAAUAGAGAAGGGCUUUGCCCUGUUCAUAACCGGCUUACGAGAAGCGGAGCAAAUCCCUAACAAAGUGCUGUCCUUUCUUCUGUAUGCAUGGCUGAUUAUUCAAACGAUUUCUCUUUCUACUUAUUAUGAAUAUGAGUGGGGAUAUUAUGGAGGUUGGGUCAUGAGAGCUAUUGGCUUUACAUGGACAUUAGGACUUGAUUUCAUUCCGUAUGAAGGAAUCAUUACUCUCGACUUGAUCUUUUUCAUAUUCAAUAUAAUAACGUUGAGCAUGUUUUUGUUAUCAUUGACUGCUUUGGUGCUUGUUAUGCGAUUCCCAUUCUAUCGAAGAGUUGAAAAUUCUAUCAUAUUUGCAAUAUUGACUGGUUGCUUUUCAUGGUCAGCGAUUUCUCUAAUUUCAUAUUCUGUCAUGACAAAUGUCAGCUCUGUGCAAGAUUCCAAAGAUAUGUAUGGGUUAAUUUUAAUGGGCAUAGCAUUUAUAGUGUACUUGGUAGGAUUUGUUGUGGGAUUUGCUGUCAUUGAAUUUACAACGAAGCGAAUUGUAAAGCGAGUGAUAGAUUUGAUUGAGGACGCUAAUCUUACAGAUAAUGAAAUUGAAUAUCAGAAAACCAUGUAUUUGGUUAUUCAGUGGGCAAUGAGAGAUAGGUCAUUGACAGAGUAUGUACGAUGUCUGAUCAAUUCUUUUGCUGCCAGUAAGAUUGAACUAAGAUUUACAGACUUGAUUGUAACUGCAAUCUAUAUGCAUUAUUUUAUCGACGGAUUUCAUAGCAGCUCCCUCAUGUUGUUAAAGCAAGCCGAAGAGUUAGGAAACUCAGAAAAUAUGUUCCAAAGACUAGACUUGUACAUACAAAAGAAGCAUUUGAUGGAAGCUCAAAACGUUGAAAGUGCAGAGAGAGGAGAGUAUUUAUUUAAGGUUUACAAGUCUCAAGAAAAUAUUAUGAUUCUGCAAAAAACAUUCUGGAAGAAUGUCAUGUCAGACGACUUUUCUAUUAUCACUGUCGAACAACUGACAAGAAAGAUCCAGUUAGAAACCGAAUACUGUCGUACAAUUUUAGAGAAUUUAAUUUCUCAAAAACGUGACAAAACAGUAUAUAGAGCAUAUGCAAGGUUCAUGGAACAAUUUUUGUUUGAAAAAGAGAUUGCAGAGGAGUAUUAUGAAAGAGCUAAUGAAAUUGAGGAAUCAGAAGCAAAGAAAAGAACUAUUCCACAAAUUACCUUUCGAAAUAGAGUCCAUCCAAUGAGCACCUCCACCAAUACCAAGACCUCCAAAUUUACAGAAAGAAAGAGCAUUUUUGAAAUUCCAGAGGGAGAUUUGAAUGACCUCGAAUCUGCCUCGCAAUUUGGACAAAAGUUAAACCCCAAUGAAAAGCUAAAGGAUUUGUAUCGAAACGCCCUCAAGAAGGAAAAUGUGAACUACUCGCUUAUCAUUUUAUUUACAUCAAUCGCAUUCGUUUCGAUAGCAGCGGUUAUUGUCAGUGAAAUAAUUAACAUUAAUCUUUCAUCAGAAAACACCCAGAUUACAGUCAUGAUUAAUUCUGCUCCUCUACCAAUUUCAGCAAUGGCCACUGUAUGUGAAUAUAGAUAUGUUCAAAAAUUCUUGGAAAUACAUGGAGCUAUUGAUGAAACAGUUUUAAGAUCUAUUCAAGACCGAACCAAAUGGUACUCGUCCAUGGUACUGACUAUGAUCGAGACUGUUCAACAGCCCAUAUUUACGGAACAAAUGAAGAAUGAUAUGCUUACACCGAAGAAGGACGUUCUCAUUCCUUCAAUAGACCACACAAAUAAUUUCACAUACAGUACAAGAGAGAUGACUUAUGCAGAAUUAAUGCAUCAUAUUUAUACAGUUACUGACGUCAUUAGUAAUUUCAAUGCCUCUCAAUUUUUGAACACUUCUAGAUAUGAAUUUUUAUUCCUUUGGGCUAAUAGAAUUAAUUUUCUCGAUAUAUUUGAGGUAUUUUGUGAUACAUUAACACAAAGGAAUUUUGAACAUGUUGCACAUCAGCAACAAGUACUGAUUGGACUAAUAUCAGCUGUACUUGCUCUGCUCUCUAUUUACUUUUUGAUGUAUAUCAUUGUUACAAUUAAUUUUAUUCAGCAGGGAAGAAAAAUAAUCAAGCUACUCCAACAUAUUCCCAAGGACGAAGUUGGUCAAAUUAGAAAUGAUUUGGAGAAAAAGACUCAAGCAUUUGACCAUCGAGUUGAGUUUUCGAGAUCAAACUAUUUUUCUCCACCCAGGUUGUUCAUAUGCUUGAUAGUUGUGUGUUUUUUGUUGAUCUAUUUAUCCAUAGCAUUAAUUCUAUAUGAAGCAACCAAUAACCUUAAAUACAACUUGAAUGCAAUUUCCAAAGUUCAGCAUGGAACAGAAAUUACUCAUGACUUGACAAAAAUCACUUUUGGUAGUCUUCAAUUAUUGUUUGAUGACAAUCAAGAUUUGAGGUAUACCCGUGACGAAAUGUACACAUUUGCUAAGUCCUACAAUAUAAUGGACCAAUACAAUGGAUUCAAGUAUGGUGAUCAGGAAGGUGGAUACUUUAAUCUUGUUGGAAUGAGUAGUGAAAUCGAUCAAAAGCUAGUAAUUGCGAAUAAGAGUUGCGGCAACUUCUCAUUCAACAAUUUUGCAAUUGAACAAAUAUAUUGCAUGUCACUUGAUCAGCUAAUUGAUGCCAAUGUGUAUCUCCUAACUCGACAAACAGAAGAUGUUUUUAAUAGGAAAUAUCCAGACGCCGAGCUUCUUGACCAGUUUUGGAAGAAUUACAUGGUCUAUAUUCAGACAAGAACGUUGAGCUGGGACUUGAUGCUAUUGUCCAUUAACUAUUUCACUACCGUAAUUCGGGAGCGAAUGAUCAGUGGGCUGGCAUGUGUUUUGCCAGCAGCGGUUUUGAUUAUACUCAUUUUCGCUCAACGGUACUAUGAAACUUUCAGAAGAAAAAAGAGUUCUAAGGAUGAUGGAAGGAAUGAAGUUAAGGCUAUUUGUGAUGCAGCAGUGGACGGAGUCAUUUUGUGUACCAAUAUGGCUGUCAUUGAGAUCUUCAACCCUUCAUCGGAGACUAUGUUUGGAUAUAAGGCUACUGAUGUGAUUGGAAGUAGCUUGCUUAUAUUGUUUGAUAAGGAGAGUAAGGAUAAAUUAGAAACAGCACUUGUGCGACUACGUAACUCUACUGAAAACACUGGAGAGACGUUUGAAUUGGUUUGUGUGAGAAAGAAUGAAAGAAAAUUCUUUGCUCGAGUCUCAAUCUCAAUAAGCAUUUUACAAUCGAGCAAAGACAAGAGCUCUAGUACUUCAAAACGCUCCAUCAUUUCAUGUUUUAUCAAAGACAUCACAACAGAAAUCAAACACAAUAAUCUCAUUAAUCAAGAAAAGAUGAAAUCUGAGGCCUUACUUUUGAACAUUUUGCCAGAACCAGUCGCCAAUAGGUUAAAGGCAGGAGAAACAAAUAUCUAUGAAAACUUUAAGGAUGUGACUUGCUUCUUUUCAGAUAUUGUUGGAUUCACUACUAUGAGCAGUUCUCUUGAUCCAGAACAGGUGGUUUCCAUGCUAAACAAAAUCGUUAACUAUUUUGAUACUCUCUCAGAUUACUACGAUUUAGAGAAGAUCAAAACGAUUGGAGAUGCUUAUUUUUGUGCUGGUGGAUUACAUAAUUGCAUGCAAUCUGAUCACCCCGAAAAGGUCCUUCGUUUUGCAAUGGAUGCUUUUGGUGCGAUUUAUAUUUACAAUUCCGAAAAUAAUGCUUCUGUGAACAUACGUGUGGGCAUUCAUAGUGGAUCCGUCGUUGCUGGGGUUUUGGGCACGAGGAAAUUUGCCUAUGAUCUUUGGGGAGAUGCAGUCAACACUGCUUCGAGAAUGGAGAGUUCUGGUGUACCUGGCAGAAUACAAUUGUCACGACAAACUUAUGAAAGAGUUCACGAUUUGUUUGAAUUCGAAGAACGUGAAAUUGAGGUGAAAGGAAAGGGCAAAAUGAAGACCUAUCUCCUCAACCAAAAGUAUUACCAAAAUCCCUCAAAGAGUGCAGAUGAAGCUCUUUUCACGACUGACCUUCGCAGGAGAUUAAGUGAAAAUAAUUCUGCUUCCAAUAUAUUCAAUUCAAACACCAAUGAAGAGCAAAGGAACAGCGUUGAGGCGUAA